AUGACUCAGGCGGGGAGGUACGACUUCAACGACGGCGGUAGCUACUGUGGCCAGUGGUCGGAUGGGAAGUUUCACGGUUACGGGGUGUGCACAGGUCCCGACGGACAGGGUAGGUACAGUGGCAAAUGGAACAAAGGGUUUGAAACUAGUGGUACCUACACUUGGCCCAACGGAAACACAUAUGAAGGCAGUUGGUCCAGCGGCAAAAUAAACGGGUUGGGAGUAGAAACGAAGGAGAAGUGGGUGUAUAAGGGUGAGUGGACGAGGGGGCUGAAAGGGAGGUACGGUUCGAGGUACAGCAAAACAUCGAGGGCCGCCUACGAAGGUACCUGGUCCACUGGACUUCAAGAUGGAUACGGCAUCGAGACAUAUGCCGAUGGAGGUGAGUACAGAGCAUGUUUCAUUAUAUGA
Messenger RNA from Helobdella robusta, 411 nucleotides. RefSeq lists its product as hypothetical. Gene Ontology annotation, cellular component: endoplasmic reticulum membrane; plasma membrane; junctional membrane complex. The coding region runs from base 1 to 411 and encodes 136 amino acids. Lineage: Eukaryota; Metazoa; Annelida; Clitellata; Rhynchobdellida; Glossiphoniidae. The record is from RefSeq and is a predicted model, not a curated record. The transcript has 2 exons.